Molecule: messenger RNA, 1047 nt
Organism: Chrysemys picta bellii (western painted turtle)
Lineage: Eukaryota; Metazoa; Chordata; Testudines; Emydidae
Source: RefSeq, a predicted model, not a curated record
CAGCUAUGAUGACGGGGAAGGUUCCCUCAUUCUCCUGCAGCUCUAUAGUGAGCUCCGCUCUGCCCGGCUACGUUGCUCUCUGCCUCACUCUCCAGGUUCACAGGCUAGUGUCAGCACAGUUCACAGUGACUGGACCUGACCAUCCAGUCACUGCCUCCCUAGGUGGGGAGGCAGUCCUGCCCUGCCACCUCUCCCCCAGGAUGAGCGCUGAAAACAUGGAGGUGGGAUGGUUACGAUCCCAGAACUCUGAAGUCGUGCACCUGUACCGUGAUGGGCAGGAUCAGUAUGGAGAGCAGAUGCCGGAAUAUAGAGGAAGAACUGAGCUCUUGAGAGAUGACAUCACCAAUGGGAGAGUUUUCCUGAGAAUACGUGAUAUCCGACCCUCCGACGAUGGGCAGUACAAGUGUUUUUUUCAGUCCAGUGUCUUUUAUAAAGAUGCUUUAUUGGAACUACAGGUGGCAGUUUUGGGCUCUGAUCCUGUCAUCUCUGUGGAGGGACAUCAGGAUGGAGGGAUCCAGGUGGUGUGUCGAUCAUCUGGAUGGUACCCACAGCCCAAGGCUCAGUGGAGAGAUCUCCAGGGGAAGAUCUUACCAUUGGCCUCUGAAGAAAUAACCCCAGAGGCCAAUGGCCUGUUUCAAGCAGAGAUUGCCAUUGUUCUAACAGAAGAGUCCAACCAGAAAGUGUCCUGCUGUGUCAGGAACCCCCGACUCGACCAGGAGAGAGAGUCAGCGAUUUCCCUGGCAGAGCUGUUUUUCCCAAGGGUCAAUCCCUGGACGGUGGCUCUGGGUCUGAUCCUGGCUCUCCUGGCUGUUCUCAUGGCCCUGGCCGGUUACUGCUUCUGGAGGCAACGCAGAGUGAAAGAGACCCUGCGAUUGGAUAAGGAGACCGAGAAAGAGACCCUGCUGUCUGAACGGGAGAGAGAGAAAGAGACUCUGCGAUCUGAGAUGGAGAGGCAGAAAGAGGCUCUGCAAUCUGAGAUGAAGAGACAGAAAGCGGAAUACGAGGCAGCGAAAGAACUGGGACUCACCAGAGCCCAAGGAUACGCAG